UCUCGUUCUCUCAUGCACUAGUCUGAGUCUCCUGAAAGCGCUAACGCGUUUAGAAGAAGAGGCCAGAGCGCGAGGAAAUGCUGUUAUUAUUAAAUGAGAUACAUUAACCAGGGCUGUUAAUGAAAACUUACCCUUCGAGUCAGCGGAGGAUUAUAAGAGUGGACCGGUGUAAAACAUGGCUCGUAAGAGAAGGAAAUGUAAUUUUGAAGAAGAUGAAAAACAGUCCUUAUUAAAGGAGGAGGACAGUCAAGAAGAAGAUAACCCAGACAAUACUAUUGAGGGCAGUGCUAAGAAGAAACUGAGUGUGGAAGAUCCAUUUAUAGUGAUCUCUGACAGUGAUGAAGAGGCUGUGAAAGCUGUAAAUGGAUUGCCGAAAAGAAAAGGCAGGCUUGCACGAAGCAGGAGAGUUCUGGAGAAGAGGAGAAUUGCACGUAAGCUAGAAAAUGAUGAUAAAGGUCACACCAAUUAAAAUGUUAAAAUUAGGUCAUUUAGCACAUACUU
Messenger RNA from Bombina bombina (fire-bellied toad), 501 nucleotides. Its product is annotated as BRCA1-A complex subunit RAP80. The coding region runs from base 176 to 469 and encodes 97 amino acids. The record is from RefSeq and is a predicted model, not a curated record. NCBI's taxonomy places the organism in Eukaryota, Metazoa, Chordata, Amphibia, Anura, Bombinatoridae. The transcript has 3 exons.